AUGGGACAAUCAGUAAAACGGAAGGGUAACAAAGAGAUGAAUGCAGAACCUAUAUUAGUGGAUGAAAGCUUGUUUCCGGAAUUUCUGCAUGAAAAGGUCAAUUCGUUUAGGGUUGCCAUCCAUGCGUUUACACGGCAGAAUUUCCGCCAGAGACUGGAGGAGCCUUGCGGUGAAACUACUCGUGUAGGCGCUUUUAUAGAACAUGUUGAGAGCUUGUCAGAUGACACGGAAGGCAAUGAGGUCGUCAAACGUUUGCAAAUCAUUUGCUGUGUGCUUAACUGGAUCGUGGUUGCUUUUGACGAUAGCUACAUUUACUUUACAGUAAAAGAAUUAUUGAAGAUCGAGAACUGGCAGUACCAACUGUUCAAGGCCUCUCCAAAGUGA
Messenger RNA from Aspergillus chevalieri, 384 nucleotides. RefSeq lists its product as uncharacterized. Bases 1 to 384 code for a protein of 127 amino acids. The record is from RefSeq and is a predicted model, not a curated record. NCBI's taxonomy places the organism in Eukaryota, Fungi, Ascomycota, Eurotiomycetes, Eurotiales, Aspergillaceae. The transcript has a single exon.